AUGAUGGAUUACACACUUAAGAGGGACAAGGACUUUAAGAAGAUUUUUGAGACCAUCCCUGCCAAUGCUAAAUACACAUCAAAUCAUAUACAAAAUGAAAUAAUUGAACUAAUGAGCAAAAUCAUAACUGAGGAAAUUGUAAAUGAAAUUGGAGAUGUGUGGUACACAUGUGCACUGUUUUAAUCACCAGCUUCACCUGGUGGUAGUGAAUGCCAUGUCAUCUGAUAAUAAAUUGGAGAACUUAUUUGGUGUAUGUAACUCUCUCUACAAGUUCUUCAGGAAACCUACAGUAGCUGCAGUCUAUACAGGAGAGAAGUUGAAGCGGCUGCUUGAGCAAUGGUGGACUGGUCAUCUGGCCACAGUGAAAGUGAUCAUGAACAGCUGUGACGACAUUGUCCACCUGCUACAGGAGAUUGAAGGCAUCCCGACCAUUGGAGCAGAUGUGCGAAUUGAGGCCACAAGGCUUUUGAAGGCCAUUACCGAGCCCAGUUUUCCAUUCAUUGCGUGUAUGACACAUCAGAAAUUAGGUUUGCUGGAUCCCCCCAAUACUGCACUCCAAGCAAAAUCCACUGACCUCUACACUGGUGUUCGUCUUGUCCAAAGUGCACUUGAAUGUGUGGAAGAACUUAGAAAAUAG
Messenger RNA from Xyrichtys novacula (pearly razorfish), 637 nucleotides. NCBI's taxonomy places the organism in Eukaryota, Metazoa, Chordata, Actinopteri, Labriformes, Labridae. The record is from the annotation of a GenBank genome assembly.